AAUGUUUAUCAUUACUGUUUCCAUUUUGUUAUUUUUUUCCUCGUUUUGGACCGAAGCAGCUCAAGUUGGACAAACAACAGCCAGUGGACAUCCUGUUGGAGGUGUUGAACAAACCCUCAGUUCGGCCCAAUCUUCUGGAAAUGAAGCCAACAUGACUUGCCCCGCUUUUUUGACUGCCGUCAAUCAAACAAUCAAAAACCAUCCCGAUUGGAAAGCCUGGCUCGACCAGGCGAGACACAACGAGACCCAAUUUAUUGAAAAUUGUCAAAAGGAAGGGGGAAAUACUGGAGAGGUUCAAUCCUUCCUUGACCAUCAAAAGGGUUUGCUUGGCUGUCCCGAAGCUCAUAGCCGAAUGACGAUUAUUGCUAUUAUCUUCAUUGUGGCAUUCAUUAUUUCAGUUGUCGCUUUGGCUGUGGUUUCGGUCCUUUAUUAUCGGAAAUAA
Messenger RNA from Meloidogyne enterolobii, 442 nucleotides. NCBI's taxonomy places the organism in Eukaryota, Metazoa, Nematoda, Chromadorea, Rhabditida, Meloidogynidae. The record is from the annotation of a GenBank genome assembly.